Messenger RNA from Xiphophorus hellerii (green swordtail), 3289 nucleotides. It is a transcript of the gene pde5aa, whose product is annotated as phosphodiesterase 5A, cGMP-specific, a. Gene Ontology annotation, molecular function: 3',5'-cyclic-nucleotide phosphodiesterase activity; protein binding. The transcript has 20 exons. Gene Ontology annotation, biological process: signal transduction. Bases 67 to 2742 code for a protein of 891 amino acids. Lineage: Eukaryota; Metazoa; Chordata; Actinopteri; Cyprinodontiformes; Poeciliidae. The record is from RefSeq and is a predicted model, not a curated record.
ACUCCCGGUGCGUCUCUGCCGGCUUCGGAAGUUGCUGGUCCAAAAUGUUUCCGCAGGACAGAAGUGAUGGAGUCUCUUUCCGUUCAAGGCGCAGGGUGGCUCUCUUCCCCCCUGUGGAGCCCCCGCUCCAAAGCGAGAAAAGCGAAAUUAGACGGUGAAAUGUCAAGCGACGGAGCGUGGCUGGAUGACCACUCGGAUUUUACCAGCGCGUACUUUUCACGCAGAGCGUCAGUGAUCUGUGAUCCUCAGGCAGAUAUGACACCAAGGUUUCUGAAGAGCAUGGGAAACCUGGACAUCAUCUCCCACAAGGACAGAUGUGACUGCCAAGUUUCUCAUGACCUCCAUGACCCUCUAAUGAUGGCUCCUCACCGCAGAACGUCUGUUCCCGUUACUCCAAUCCUUAGUGCUCCUGAUAAGACGGAUUGCUCCUUAUGGCCUUCAGUUUCUCCCUGUCCUCCCAUUUGUCUUUGCUCCAACAAGUUGCCCUUUGCUCCUUAUGCUCAGCCUUCAGUGGCUCCAAAUAGUGUGUCCUGUGGCCUCGGAGAAGGCUGCCCAUGGAUGAUAGGGCUCCUGGGAGGAGGGCUGAGAUGGAUGGGAUCUGUGGCAGAGCUCUGUCAGGGAGCUCUCAACCAUGCGGGGGAGCUGCUGGCUGCUGAGGGUGGUGCCCUUUCCCUUGUGAGAAAGGUCUACGGUGGAGAAAGUGAUUUAGAGGAAGUGAUAUCCUUGACAGCAAAUGGGUGCAGCCAGGCACACCAGAAAAUACUGCAGGGUGUCAUGGAGCUGGUUUUGGCUACAGGAUCACCAAUAAACCUAAGAGAUGCUCAGAAGGAUCCCAAGUUCAAAGUAGACAGUAAACAGUGCCUAAAGAUUAGGACAGUUUUGAGUGUUCCUAUCAAGAACCACAGGCGAGAGAUGUUGGGUGUGGUGGUAAUGAUCAACAAAAGAAAAGGCUGUGAUUCCCAUCCUGCUUUUACCUCCAUGGAUGAAAAGGUAACAUCCAAUCAUAUGGAUGUGUUGGGGAUGGUUCUGGAAAACAUCCAGCUGUAUGAGAGUUCAAGACAAGAGGCUAAGCGCAGCCAGGCUCUGAUAGAAAUGGCACAGGUGUUAUCAAGGGAGCAUCAUUCUUUUGAGGUUCUGCUGAGCAAGAUGGCCGCCACAAUCAUGCCUUUCACUCAUGCUCAAUACUGCACUAUCUUCAUCCCCAGUGACCAAACCUCAGUCACAAAGGAUGAUCAGAUCAUAUUCUCAUGUGUGAUACACUUGGAGUGUGAAGAGCUUGGAUCAACUUGCCAGAUCUACAGAAGGGAGCAUGACAUCAGUGAUAUAGAUUUGUCACAUGCUUGUGAAACAAUGAGGGCUACAGAAACUGUUAAUAUGGCAAAGAGCGCUGUUGAAUCAGAGAGGAGUAUCGUCUGCUGUCCUGUGAGAAAUGAAAGGUCAGAAAACGUUAUUGCUGUGUGCCAGCUCAUAAACAAACGGACCAGAGACUCAGAUGAACUGGAACCCUUUAAUCGAUAUGACGAGCGACUCCUGGAGGAUCUGGCUGUGUACUGUGGCCUGGCCUUGCAGUAUGCUCAAGCUGUAAAGAUCACUGAAGUGAGAAGGGCCAGCAUAGAGGUUACAGAAGAGAUUCUUGCCUACCACCUCACUGCAGCAGAAGAGGACAUUAAGGCACUGCAGGAGACCACAAUCCCAUCAGCAGAAUCACUGAAUAUUUUGGACUUCCAUUUCUCUGAUUUUGGCCUACCAGAAGACGCCACCACUCAGGCCACAGUUCGAAUGUUUCUGGACCUGAAUUUAGUGCAGGACUUCAACAUUGAUUACAAGAGCCUUUGUCAAUGGGUCCUCACUGUGAGACGUGGCUACAGGAGCCACCUUCCUUAUCACAACUGGAGCCAUGCACUGAGCACUGCUCAAAGUAUGUUUGCUAUGCUCAUGGCAACAGAUCAGCUACAGAAAAAUUUUUCUCGGCUGGAGAUCUUAGCAUUGAUGAUAGCCACCCUGAACCAUGACAUUGACCACAGAGGAGUUAGCAACUCCUACAUAGAAAGGUCUCAGCAGCCUUUAGCUCAGUUGUACGGUCACUCCUCUUUAGAGAACCACCACUACAACCUGUGCAUCUUCAUUAUGAAUAACACCGGCAGCCAGAUCCUCAGCAACUUAUCAGAUGAGGACCACAGAUCUGUACUGCACAUGAUCAAAAGGGCAGUUCUUGCUACUAAUCUUAACAUCUAUAUGCAAAGAAGAGGAGAAUUUUUUUCUCUUGCUGAGAAAAGCAGGGUGAACUGGAGGAGUGAGAAACGAAGAGAUUUGCUGAGAUCAAUGCUGAUGACAGCUAGUGACUUAUCUGCUAUCACAAAGCCUUGGCCCGAGCAAAAAAGGAUUGCCAACCUUGUUGCCAUGGAGUUCUUUGCACAAGGGGACAAAGAGAGAGAGGAGUUUAAAACCAAGCCUAUUGACGUAAUGGACAGAGAAAACAGCACCCGUCUGCCAUACAUGCAGGUUGAAUACAUUGAUGAGAUCUGCUUCCCUCUGUACAAGGCUGUGUCAAAACUAUUCGACAGCUGCUCUCCAUUGGUGAAUGCUUGUAAGAAGAACAGAAAAAACUGGUUGCAUCUUGCUGAAGGCACACGGGAAGAAAAGCUUGAAGAAAACUGCAGUUUAUACUUUGAAACUGAAAUACUUGAAGAGGAAGAGGCAGAAAGAGGAGCAGAACAAUUGGCAAAAGAAGAAAACACAUGAUAUUUUGAAGCAUUUUUUGGACACAUCAGAACUGAAAAUGAAUCUGGAACCCAUUGCCAGUAGGCUGAUUUUUAUUCCUCUACCUACACCUGAAUUUUGAGCUACAGGAAUCUAUAACAGAAAAAAAAAAAAUUAACAAGUUUGUAUGUGCUUUGAUGCACUUUAAAAUUGUGAAAGCCCAGAUGACAAUUACUUUGGCAAAGUUAAUUCACAACAUUUGAAGUAAUGGGGGGGAUGCUUCUGGAUGUAUUUUAAGGCACAACUUGGCACACUCUGAGUCCUUGUGUGAAAUUAUGUAGAAAUAAGAAGAAAUCGUUCAAGAUAUCAUGAACAGAAUUGAAGACUUGUUUGGUACAAUUUCCAAUUAUUCAAUGUGUCACAUUAUUGUAAUCAAACAACUUUAUGCAAGGACAAACACCAUACGAAUUUGCAGCCACCAUACUAUUUUGGAGUGAAACAGUUUUUUUGUCCCAGACACAAAUGUGUUUCGGUGUGAAAUGAUCAAAUCAUUCCCAGAAUAAAAGCAGAAGACCUUGUAGAGAUGCAA